Antrostomus carolinensis (chuck-will's-widow) is the source of this 1134-nucleotide messenger RNA. Its product is annotated as C-C chemokine receptor type 8. Gene Ontology annotation, cellular component: external side of plasma membrane; membrane. Gene Ontology annotation, molecular function: C-C chemokine receptor activity; C-C chemokine binding. The coding region runs from base 1 to 1134 and encodes 377 amino acids. Gene Ontology annotation, biological process: calcium-mediated signaling; G protein-coupled receptor signaling pathway; cell chemotaxis. The record is from RefSeq and is a predicted model, not a curated record. NCBI's taxonomy places the organism in Eukaryota, Metazoa, Chordata, Aves, Caprimulgiformes, Caprimulgidae. The transcript is spliced from 2 exons.
AUGGAGGACAACUUGACGUACCUGCUGGGCAGAGAGGCCUCUGAGGACUUGUCGGUGGGUUACAUGUCGCCAACAUCUAACUCCUCUGCAGCCUAUGAAUAUGCCUUCUUCUACCCAGAACUGCACCUCAGCUGUGAUCUUGAAAACAUUCCAGCAUUUGCAUCAACCUUUUUUCCAGUGCUGUACUCCCUACUGUUUGUGACUGGCCUUGUGGGAAAUGCUUUGGUUGUUUGGGUCCUAACAGUCUUCAAGAAAGUCAGGGCCAUGACUGACGUGUAUCUGCUGAACCUCGCCAUCUCUGACCUCCUCUUUGUCUUCUCCCUCCCCUUCUUGGUUCAGUACUCCAUCAGGAGCCAGUGGACUUUUGGAAAUGUGAUGUGUAAAAUCAUCAGCUCAGCUUACUUCAUUGGUUUCUACAGCAGCACCUUCUUCAUAACCAUUAUGAGUGUCGACAGGUACUUGGCCAUUGUCCGGUCUGUCUAUGCCCUACAGGUGCGGACAACUGCCCAUGGGGUUAUCAUCAGCCUGGUCCUUUGGGCAGUGGCCAUUUUAGCAUCAGUGCCAGACUUAAUUUUUUUCCAGGAAAUGAACUACAAUAACCAGACAAAGUGCAUCCCUCACUAUCCUGACAGCAACAACGGCUGGAAGACUUUCAGUAAUUUUGAAGUCAAUAUCCUAGGGUGGCUGAUCCCUGUUGGUGUCCUCAUUUUCUGCUACCACAGCAUCUUGAAAAACCUGCAGAAGUGCCAUACUCAGAACAAGUACAAAGCAAUGAAACUGGCUUUUAUUAUCGUCAUUGUGUUCUUCCUCUUCUGGACCCCUGUCAACAUCGUGCUUUUUCUGGACUCACUGAGGAACAUGUACAUCAUUGACGACUGCCAGACAAGCCAAAGGCUAGACCUAGCCAUGGAGCUGUCUGAGGCACUCUCCUUCAUCCACUGCUGCCUCAACCCGGUCAUCUAUGCCUUUGUGGGUGAGAAGUUCAAGAAGCAUCUCCACGAAGCUUUCAGAAAAUGCGCACGUUUUCUGUUCAUCUGCAAAGACUACCGCGCUUUCGACGGGCGCAGCCUGGACAAGCACUCCUCUCUGCCCGCCACUUCCUCACAGUCCUCUUUUGUUGGCACUGUCUUGUAG